AUGUCCGUUCUCUUCAGAGCUUCGUGGUGCAGGGCACAAUUCCUUACCUGGGACGAGUUUAUAUCUUCCCCACUUUGGCCUUACGUGCGCCAGUGGGAGUCGUCCGCGGACAACGCCCUUCCAGUGGGCCCACUCGCUUCCUUCCAGCAAGUUUGCGACGACUAUCGUCGACAACCACGCCAGUCUGCGGGUGAUAUGAAGCUUCUCCGCGAACUUACGGACCACUUGCAGUUGCAACAGUCUCUGGAGACCCUCAUCAUUCCCAGCGAAAACGCCCCUUUCGAUAACCUCACAGCACAUGAUUGGCCCCGGCUCAAGGUCCUCUCCCUUCGCGGAGAGAUGCAGCGGAUGGCUACACCGCUCCUCUCUGUUUUCCAGAGGAUGCCGGCGCUCCGGGAGCUUACGGUCGAAACCGCUUGCUCGUACAAUACGGGACGUACCUUGUUCUGCCCGCCUGGUUGGACAGGCCCCUAUCCCUGGCCAGAGAUGACCAGUCUGGUAGUAUCAUAUCCACAUCCCGACGAUGCUCUGUACGCCCUUCUGCCCCCCACUCUACAGCGUCUUAGCCUCCACUGUUGGCCCCGGCACUACACCACCCUGGUACCGCACGAAUCUCACUACAUCGCGGACUUGGGAUGGUUUUCCCCAGUCUUGUCGUCCUCUGAGAUGCUGCAGAUCCUCUCUCAAUGCCCCCAAUCCGAUCUGGAAGAACUCGAGCUGGAAUUUGGAGAGGACGGGCGCGAUUUGGAGCUGUUCUCACUAAUCCCGCGGGUUUUCCCCAACCUUGUCAAACUGACCAUCCUUCGGUAUCGGAAAUGGGGCAAUCCGGAGGUACCAGUCCGAGAGAUUGGGAAGGCGUUAGCGCCACUGAGCCACUUGCUCGCCAUAUACCUCCAUCUGGACUUCAAAGUCGCGCCCCACCCGUACGCAGCAUACAACGAUACCGCUGUAGAAGAAUUCGGAAAACUUCGGGUAGCCGCUCAGAACGCGGCAGAUAUUCUCGCACUCGAACUCAGCAGCUCAGUCAACACUAUAUAUCUGCUGCAUCGACGUCUGAGCAGGAAUUUCUGGGUCCCCUUUGGUGUAACGCGCACGAGCGGCGCCGUGCACGCUAGCGAUUUGGAAUUCAGCACAAUUACGAGCAUGACGGACAACCGCUGGAUCUUUGGCUCGCAACGUAGCACUGUCGAUAUUGGUAAAGAUAAGGACGACGGCGACAGACUGAGAGAGUAG
Molecule: messenger RNA, 1233 nt
Organism: Trametes versicolor FP-101664 SS1
Lineage: Eukaryota; Fungi; Basidiomycota; Agaricomycetes; Polyporales; Polyporaceae
Exons: 5
Coding region: 1-1233 (410 amino acids)
Source: RefSeq, a predicted model, not a curated record